Drosophila melanogaster (fruit fly) is the source of this 2908-nucleotide messenger RNA. RefSeq names its product fuseless (gene fusl). The coding region runs from base 1149 to 2510 and encodes 453 amino acids. The record is from RefSeq and is marked reviewed. Lineage: Eukaryota; Metazoa; Arthropoda; Insecta; Diptera; Drosophilidae. The transcript has 5 exons.
CCAGUUUAGUAGCGGCGGCCACCGGCGACUGACGAGCGAUCAGAACGAUCAGAGCGAUCAGUCCGCCGAGUUCAAACCACCGUACAAAUAAACUAGAUUGCAACUGCGUCAGUAUUUGUGGGUGCCUGCGAGUGUCUGUGUGUGUGUGUGAGUGAGCGGGCGAGCUUAGCCAAUUUCUACGGGUAUAGGCAUAUAUAUAGUAGCGCCAGAAGUCGCGUACGCGCAUUCGAGCAUCAACAUCAACGGCCAACGUCUAACGGUCGAAACGGUCGCAAUCGAACGAAAUCGAAAACGAAGAAUCGAAGCCGAACGCAAAUAGUAAUCGAAGCAAUUCGAUAAAACCCGAUCACUUCCGGUGUGUGUGUUUGUGAGUGUGUUGUAAAAGUGAUGGCAACUGAAUAAAGGCUGCAUCUCCCUCUUUCGCACUGGCGACUUACGCACCCAGCAGCAAAAAGUAAUAAUAAUAAUAAUAAAAUCAGCAACAGCAAGCUCUGCUAAUUUUAAACGGUAAUCCCAUGUUUUUGUUCUUGCACAAAUUUAUUGUAGUCCAACGUAGCUGUGAGUGUGAUAGUGUGCUUUUGCCAGUGUGUGUGUCUGUGUGUGGUCGCGUUUGUUAUUUGUUUAUCGCUGUCCACGCAUUUUCCGCUCGCUCGAAAUAUAUAAUUUUGUAAUAUUUGUAAAUCGAUAACUGAUAAGGGACAACGAUUCCGAAAUUCCAGACGGCGAACGCCAACCUCGACGUGAACGUGAACGUGGAUGUGGAUGUGGCUGUGGAUGUGGAUGUGACAGUGGAUGCGAAUGCUAGUGCGGAUUAUGCAACUGCGGCCAGACGCUGGAGAGAUCGAGAGGGGUUCGCAGAUAGACGACUUAAUUAUCAGUGCCAGAUUAUUAUCACCGCAGCGGCGAUGCAGCGACGGUGACGGUUGCAGAGCACACCGGUUGCGGAAUGCAUUUAGUUACCUGACCAUUUCAAAAACAACCGAGCCGCCGACGAGCAGCGAACAGGAGCUCUCCCAGCCGAAAUAUCCGGAGUGAUAAUUGCCCAUAAUUGAAGGAAAUUAACAGAGGAGAAGGGAGGCGCAGGAGAAGGAGGAGGAGGAGGAGGAGGAGGAGACCUUAAAAGCCUGUAAAAUCCCAAUAAACCCGAGAUGUUGCCCACGGACAAGGGCAGUUUGACGGCCGGCAGGCCGCAAAAAUCUCAUUGCCAUGGAUCGGUAUCCGUGUCGGAUCAGCAGCUCCUGCAGCACCUCCAUCCACACACGCAUCCGCGUCCAGUGCACCUGCCACCCGCACAUGCCACACACUCACCCGCCUGCGAGAAGCGCUUGGAGGCGGAGACGCCGCGCCGGGAUCUCCACGAGCUGCUGCUCGAGCUGCUGGACAUGAUGAUGUCCUGCCUGGUGGUGGCUCCCUGUGUGAUCGCCUACUGGCGUGGCACCUGGGAACUGAUGUUCGUCUACCUGUUUCCCGGCAGCUUGCCGCUGUCUGCGAUGGCCAGCUUUCUGAUCGGCGGACUGGGGCACUUCUUCUUCACAGUCACACAGAACUUCUUCAAGGAGCACAUCCAUCCGGACCGGAGGCGACUCACAUACUACGCCGUAUCGCGUCUCUAUACGGCCGUAUUCGGCAUCGUUUGCGUGAAUAUGUGGCGUGGUGCCUGGCUGCUCUGCGAUUGGCUGACCAGUGUGGACUCUCUGAUCAUUGUGUCCGUGGUCACGGCCAUCGCGCUCAUCUUUCUGGUAGCCACACGCACUCUGCGGAACCUCGGAGCAGCUCCCUACACCGUUACCAUGGAUCACAAGAGUGACUACUUUGAGGUGGACACCAUGUUCAAAAUACCCGGUUUUCAUCAACCUGGCCUUUACAUUUUGGACACCCUCUUCUCGGUCUUUGUGAUCGGCAGCCUGGUGGUCAUCGCUUGGCGCGGCGUCUGGGGAAUCUUUGACCUGCUGCUGUUCCCGGCGGACAAGGCCAAAUCGGCCUGGGGAUCGCUGCUCAUUGGAUAUCUGACGGUUUUUGUGACCUUCCUUAUUCACCCACUGAUGAGGUACGUUUGUCGUCGGAUCAGCGGAAUCCUCAAGCUGAUCAUAUGCGACAUCUACUAUCUAAUGACUUUCUUUGGAGCUGUGAACGCCUGGCGCGGCAUCUGGAAUCUGCUGGAUGUGUAUCUGUAUCCAGAUAACAAGCUGCUGAGCUUCUGGCUGACACAUAUCGUUCCUUUCCUGCUCCUCGCUGCCCUCAAGUGCUCCAAUUCCAUCCUGGUGCGCGGCGUGUUCAUCGACGCCGAGGGCGUGGGCGCCGAUAGCGUCGAUAUACCCAUUAACUAUGUGCGACUGCACUUCCUCCGCGAGCGUCGGAAGAAGGCGGGCCUUCAAGCCACAUCGCAGCCUCCGCCGCCGCAUUACUAUCUAAAACCGGAGCACGUCUCAAUCGGCCGGAAUGCGGAGAAGGACAAGGAGGCACAGAGUAGCCUCAUCGAGAAACCACAUGCCGCCGUGCAGAUCGUUUAGGAAUUCGGAUUCCAGGCGCAUGGCUAGCGUUUCUAUGUCUAGUUGGUAACCUAGUUGUAAUCGCCUAAGCUUAAUCGUAUUGAGCUUACUUAAGAGUCAGUUGUUUAGCAUUAACCAUAGAUGUGGUCUCUAUCCCGAUCGCAAAUCCCAAAACUGUACAGAAAUUUAAGGAUCGACGUAUCUAGAGUUUAAGUAUAUAUGCAUUUUUCACAGCAGGUUUAUGUUUUUCGAAUUUUAACCUGGUGACGAAGGCAACCUCACCCACUCACAUUUUAGCUAAGUGUUUAGCUAACGAUUCAAUUACGAGUAUAAACAUUGUACAUUGGUAUUUUCAUAUAUCGCAAGCAGCAAAUAAAUUAAUUUGUAAAUACUACGUAUAAAAUAUAUAACCAAACCAC